This is a messenger RNA of Mucor velutinosus, 360 nucleotides long. RefSeq lists its product as uncharacterized. The coding region runs from base 1 to 360 and encodes 119 amino acids. NCBI's taxonomy places the organism in Eukaryota, Fungi, Mucoromycota, Mucoromycetes, Mucorales, Mucoraceae. The transcript is spliced from 2 exons. The record is from RefSeq and is a predicted model, not a curated record. Gene Ontology annotation, molecular function: ribosome binding. Gene Ontology annotation, cellular component: Cbp3p-Cbp6 complex; mitochondrion. Gene Ontology annotation, biological process: mitochondrial respiratory chain complex III assembly.
AUGGCAUCAAACGAAAUUCAACCUUUAUAUCGCUCCUUUUUAAAGGUUAUUCAGAAAUGGCCUGUCGAUAAAGUGAGACCCAACAGAGAUUUGAAGCAAGUUUUAUCCACUCGCAUUGAAGAAACCUUUAGAAAACCACUCUUGAAUGAAGAGACAUUGAACGUAGCUCAAGCAGAAAAGGAAUUAUUGGCAUUGGAGAAGCUAUUGAACAAUGAAUUCAAGGAAAAGUACACAUUAUCCGAGAGAAUUUUGUCUCCUGCCAGCAAUCCCAAAUACUACUCUGGCAUGGUAUCUUCGCUUGAUGCCAACAAGGAUGGAAGCCAGGGAUUCUUGGCUAAACUCCUCAACCAACAGAAAUAG